Spodoptera littoralis (African cotton leafworm) is the source of this 1085-nucleotide messenger RNA. Lineage: Eukaryota; Metazoa; Arthropoda; Insecta; Lepidoptera; Noctuidae. The record is from the annotation of a GenBank genome assembly.
AUGACAGGAUUUCAAACACCUAUCGGACCCAGUGUCGAUAUGGAUAUCACAGACAAUAGAAUCACUGAGGUGGAAGCUUACUACAAAGGAAACAAACACGAUCGCAGGGAACUGUCAAUGGACUUGGGACUAUACUCGCUACUGAAUACUGGCAAGUUAUACCGGCGCGAGGCGCCAUCUUUUCCGGCCGGCUCCAACUGUCAAUUAUUUUGUAACCGGACGCUGGACGUGCGUGUUGUUCGUCGUUCUUUUAUUAAUUCGUCACAUUUACCAACUGCAAAGAUGUCUAUGGAACACAAGUGCUAUUGCCGAGGUGAUGAUGGCAAUGGCAUCGACCUUGAGAAGCCUGAACACCUGUUGCCCAUGAUGAGGCCGUUCUCUAUGAGUUUCAACAAGAUGCCUCUCCAGCUGACCAAGCCCGCUCCCCAGUUCAAGACCACCGCUGUCGUCAACGGCGAGUUCAAGGACAUCGCUCUCUCCGACUACAAGGGCAAAUACGUAGUACUGUUCUUCUACCCAUUGGACUUCACUUUUGUAUGCCCCACCGAAAUCAUUGCGUUCUCCGAGCGCGCUGAUGACUUCCGCAAGAUUGGCUGCGAGGUCAUCGGAGCCUCCACCGACUCCCACUUCACACAUCUCGCCUGGAUCAACACCCCACGUAAACAAGGUGGUCUCGGUCCCAUGAACAUUCCCCUGAUCAGUGACAAGUCACACCGCAUCGCCCGCGACUACGGAGUGCUGAAUGAGGAGACCGGCAUCCCAUUCAGAGGCCUGUUCGUCAUUGAUGACAAACAGAACCUUAGGCAGAUCACCGUCAACGACUUGCCUGUUGGCCGAUCUGUGGAAGAGACCCUCCGUCUGGUGCAAGCAUUCCAGUACACAGACAAGCACGGAGAGGUGUGCCCCGCCAACUGGCAGCCUGGCUCCAAGACCAUCAAGCCCGACACCAAGGCUGCCCAGGAAUACUUCAUCGACGCCAACUAAACACUCUCUAUACAACACCACGUAGGCGCGGCUGAACGUUGAUAUCCCUCGCUAGUUCGAGCACCAACCAAAAGAUGCCGCUUUUAUAAAAAUCGUAUAAC